CCCUAAUCCGAUCUGCCUGCCUCUCAUUUAUUCUCUACCACCUCCAUUUUCCUUCCCUUUCCUUGCUAACUAAACUAAACUAUAAUAUAAUAUACUAUGAUAGUACUCCGUAUCCGUAGGGUAGUAGUAGUGUAAUCAGUAAUAUAUCCAGCUUGUCCUGCCACUGUCUCUUUUACCAUUUGCCUGUUUCUUGUGCUUGUCUCUCUAUGUGCUUUCUCUAUCAUAUAAACGCACAAAAGUUUACUCUCUCCAAUUCAAUUCAGUCCCAAGCUCUUCCCUUUCUGUGGGUUUCCUUGUUUUGAUUUUUGUUUAUUAUCAAGGGCAAGAGCCAGAGUGAAGAAUCUCGAGAUUGGCGUCCAAGUUAAAAGACCACAACAGCUCCCCGUCCCUUCCCCUUAUCUUGAGUGAAACAACUGCUACUGCUUGCCUCUACUAUGGUUUCUUGAGUGAGAAAGAGGGACAUACCGCGACUUAAGAGUGAGAAAUCAAACAGAACACCCACGAUACUUUCUUGAGUAUCUGAUGAAGGAGAGAGGAGGCUCUCUUGGAGGAGAGAGCCUGCCUGUGGAAACCAACACUAGCACUACUACUGCUACUCCCAUCACUAGCAUAGAAGAAGAUACUCGAGAACCAAAACAAAAGACUCCUUUUUUCAUCUAAGAAAGAAGCAUAUCCCAUCAACUUACUUUGCUAAUCUUAAAACCUCAAAAAACACAAUCUGGGUCAUCUUUGAACUUUUGGUUAAGCACUUGAAAACAGUAUCUGGGUGGUCUUUGUUGUUUUCUUUUAGUUUUAGUUCUUUCUUUAGGUGUUUUCAUUGCUUUACAUGGCGCUUUCUAUGCACAGUAAGGACAAGCAGAUGGAUUCAAGUAAGUAUGUGCGGUAUACACCUGAGCAAGUUGAGGCUUUGGAGAGGGUGUAUACAGAAUGUCCAAAGCCUAGUUCCUUGAGAAGACAACAACUCAUUAGAGAGUGUCCUAUUCUCUGCAACAUUGAGCCUAAACAGAUCAAAGUCUGGUUUCAAAAUCGCAGAUGUCGUGAAAAACAGAGAAAGGAAUCUUCUCGUCUCCAGACAGUGAAUAGAAAGCUGACUGCCAUGAACAAGCUGUUAAUGGAAGAGAAUGACCGUUUGCAGAAGCAAGUCUCCCAUUUGGUUUAUGAAAAUGGAUACAUGCGCCAACAAAUUCAGACCGCUUCAGCAACGGCCACAGACAAUAGCUGUGAGUCUGUGGUCAUGAGCGGUCAGCACCAACAACAGCAAAACCCAACACCUCAGCAACCCCAAAGGGAUGCUAACAACCCAGCUGGUCUUCUCACAAUAGCUGAGGAGACCCUGGCAGAGUUCCUUUCCAAAGCUACUGGAACUGCUGUCGACUGGGUCCAGAUGAUUGGGAUGAAGCCUGGUCCAGAUUCUAUUGGAAUCGUUGCUGUUUCCCGCAACUGCAGUGGGGUAGCAGCGCGAGCUUGUGGCCUUGUGAGCCUGGAGCCCAUUAAGGUUGCUGAAAUCCUCAAAGAUCGUCCUUCUUGGUUUCGAGACUGCCGAUGCCUAGACAUAAUGAGUGUGAUUCCUACAGGAAGUGGAGGGACAAUUGAGCUGAUAUACAUGCAGACUUAUGCACCUACAACACUGGCCGCAGCACGUGACUUUUGGACACUAAGAUACACUACAACCUUGGAAGACGGGAGUCUUGUGAUAUGUGAGAGGUCGUUGACUUCUUCUACUGGUGGCCCAACAGGACCUCCUUCUUCAAGCUUUGUAAGAGCUGAUAUGCUUCCUAGUGGCUAUCUAAUUCGACCAUGUGAGGGUGGUGGCUCCAUCAUUCACAUUGUUGAUCAUGUUGACUUAGAUGUUUGGAGUGUUCCUGAAGUUCUGAGGCCGCUUUAUGAGUCAUCCAAAAUUCUUGCUCAGAAAAUGACCAUGGCGGCCUUGCGGUACAUAAGACAAAUUGCACAAGAGACUAGUGGGGAAAUUCAGUAUGGAGGUGGUCGUCAGCCUGCUGUUUUAAGGACAUUUAGUCAGAGGCUCUGCAGGGGUUUCAAUGAUGCUGUAAAUGGAUUCACAGAUAGUGGGUGGUCACUUCUGGAUGGUGAUGGUGGGGAUGAUGUGACCAUCGUCAUAAAUUCUUCGCCAACUAAAUUUCUAGGAUCUCAAUACAACGUAUCUAUGUCACCUACAUUUGGAGGAGUCCUGUGUGCGAAGGCAUCAAUGUUGCUGCAGAAUGUUCCUCCUGCUUUGCUUGUUCGUUUUCUGAGAGAACAUCGUUCGGAGUGGGCUGACUAUGGGGUUGAUGUGUACUCUGCUGCAUGUCUUAAAGCAAGUCCUUAUGCAGUUCCAUGUGCAAGACCUGGUGGCUUCCCUAGUAGCCAGGUCAUUUUACCUCUUGCACAUACCGUGGAGCAUGAGGAGUUCUUGGAGGUAGUUCGGCUGGAGGGCCAUGCAUUCUCCCCAGAAGAUGUAGCCCUGGCACAGGAUAUGUACUUGUUGCAGCUAUGCAGCGGAGUUGAUGAAAAUGCUCUUGGUGCUUGUGCUCAGCUCAUCUUUGCGCCUAUUGAUGAAUCCUUUGCUGAUGAUGCACCAUUGUUGCCAUCUGGAUUUCGUGUCAUACCAUUAGAUCCUAAAACUGAUGCACCUGCUGCUACUCGAACUUUAGAUUUAGCCUCUACACUUGAAGUAGGACCUGGUGGUGCCCGUCCAGCUAGUGAAGCUGACACCAACAGUUAUAACCUUAGGUCAGUACUGACAAUCGCUUUCCAAUUUACGUUUGAGGACCACUUCCGAGACAAUGUGGCUGCUAUGGCUCGCCAAUAUGUGCGUGGUGUUGUGGCGUCUGUUCAGAGGGUUGCAAUGGCAAUUUCCCCUUCCCGGCUCAGCUCCAAUAUGGGGCCGAAGUCCCUUCCUGUCUCUCCUGAGGCUUUAACUUUAGCUCGAUGGAUAUACCGAAGCUACAGGAUUCAUACUGGAGAAGAACUAUUUCGGGUUGACUCCCAAGCUGGGGAUGCUUUGCUGAAGCGACUGUGGCACCAUUCAGAUGCAAUUAUGUGCUGCUCCUUGAAAACAAACGCAUCUCCAGUUUUCACUUUUGCAAACCAGGCUGGACUUGAUAUGCUUGAAACUACUCUUGUGGCCCUUCAAGAUAUCAUGCUUGACAAGAUUCUUGAUGAAGCAGGUCGGAAGAUUCUCUGCUCUGAGUUCUCUAAAAUAAUGCAACAGGGAUAUGCUUAUCUGCCGGCCGGAAUAUGUGUAUCCAGCAUGGGGAGGCCGGUCUCCUACGAGCAGGCCAUUGCAUGGAAAGUUCUUAAUGAUGAUAAUUCCAACCACUGUCUGGCUUUCAUGUUCAUUAACUGGUCCUUUGUGUAGUGGCCGGGAAAGAUUUUUAGAGAGAACUUCGCUAUCUAUUAAUUAGUUAUCUAUCCAAGUUUGUAAUUUUCUUCUUGCUAGUACCCGUAUGACUGAUGUAUGGAUGCAAGUCAUGGCAGAAUAUCAUCAAUACUUUUGUCCAAA
Molecule: messenger RNA, 3502 nt
Organism: Populus nigra (black poplar)
Lineage: Eukaryota; Viridiplantae; Streptophyta; Magnoliopsida; Malpighiales; Salicaceae
Product: homeobox-leucine zipper protein ATHB-14-like
Exons: 18
Coding region: 827-3358 (843 amino acids)
Molecular function (GO): DNA-binding transcription factor activity; lipid binding; DNA binding
Source: RefSeq, a predicted model, not a curated record